Microplitis mediator is the source of this 7499-nucleotide messenger RNA. RefSeq lists its product as uncharacterized. NCBI's taxonomy places the organism in Eukaryota, Metazoa, Arthropoda, Insecta, Hymenoptera, Braconidae. The transcript has a single exon. The record is from RefSeq and is a predicted model, not a curated record. The coding region runs from base 561 to 2855 and encodes 764 amino acids.
GUCCAGGAGACGGUGGCGGCUUGGAUGCGCGCGAGCAAACCUACUAACUUCAGUGUCGCUCGGACCGCGGCCACGUAUUGUGGGCUGCGUUAAUAGUCCAUUUUAUACAUACAUAUAUAUCUCGCUCUGUCGUCCAGUGUGUUACGUGUGUUUAUAUUACUGCUCUGUUUUAUUUUUUGUUGUACUUUUUUUUUUUUUUUUUUUUUUUUAUUAUUGUAACCAGUCGCUUUACUUGGUUGACCCGGUUCCGACGCAUUCACUGGGUUUGUUUGUUUUUACUGCUCGUUUCGAGUCAAUUGUACCUCUGAUAAGAUAUCAUGACACGACAUGGGAUGAAUAUUAUCUAAACGAGCUCUGAAAAUUUUUUGUGACCCUUUUUUUUUAAUUCUUUUAUUCGAGUUGUAGUUUUUUAGUUGUGAUAACAGAUUUGUGCUCAAGUUUGUGAUAUGACGAUUAUUAACGAUUUAGAUUAUAAAAAACAAGUAAAAAAAUUAAAGCAAUUUCAUUUUUGAGGUGGAAUUAGCGAGUGUGUGUGUUGGUGAUCGUUUUCAAAUUAUAAAAUGAGCCGCGCCUCUCAGGCCGGCUUGGAGGUGGAGAGAUACAUUGGAAGUUGUUUGAUAUCCUCGACACUAAGACCCGCUUUGCAAAAGACUAUUGUCAACAAUAAUAACAACAACAAUAAUAAUAAUAAUAAUAUUAUUUGUAACAACAAUAACAAUAGUUGUAAUAAUAAAAAAGAAAGUCUGGUCGUGAGCUUACGUAAUUCACACUAUCAGCAAAACAACUAUUCACCUGGUAAUAAUGAGCAGUGUCAGUAUGGUACUUGGACAGGUGCCCCUUUAAUCUCCAUGACGUCUAGUCCCAGGAGAAGUAAUCAGCGAUCGUCUCCGUCACCUUGUCAACAACUGUCUCAGCAGCAACAUUCACCGAUUGAGUCACAGUCGCAACAGCAACAUCAAAGCCACCAGCAAGUUCCCGCACACCUGCAGAACCGAAGUCCCCUGUCGCGCCUUGCCAUUCAUACGCAAGGUGCACCCCUCAUUCUCGCCGGACGCUUUCACAAUCGUGGAAAGGCGCAGAAUUCCAACAAUGUGAUUGCCACUCCUAAUGUCAACAAUUUCUGCAACGUUAAUAACAACAAUAAUAACAAUAAUAAUAAUAAUAAUACAAUGUCAAUUGGAAGGUGUCCGCCUGUUCGUAGUCAGAAAAAUAUCGUUGAAAUUCCGAGAAAGUCACAAUCUCAGUAUCAGCACAUGCCACACCAACAGCAGCAACAACAACAACAACAACAACUACAACAACAACAACAACAACAAAUCCAACACCAAACACAACAGCAAACGAUAAAUCAUAAGAAUGAUUGUCACGGAAAAUUAGACAAUAGCUCGGGGGCAAGUAUCGCCAAUAUCGAUUCGCUGAGCAUCGCCAGUGAUGAAAGUUCAAAUAACUGUGAGAAUAGUUUACCGAGGAUCAUAAAGCCCCGCAAGCGUAGGAAGAAGGACCGUAAGCCCGCCAAUGUCGUUACUACGGAGAACUCUAAGCCGGAGGAUAUCCCGGUCUCGAUGAAUCCUGGACUAAUGGCCACAGGGAUGACCGGAGAUCAAUCUAAUUUGGUUACACUGAAACCUUAUGUGCCGGUUUGCUACGAUGGGAUGAGAUAUGAAGUCCCACCGCAGCAGGGUACGGUGCAACAUCGGGCUCACAGGAGGCCACCAAUGAGCAGGGAAAGUUACUCAGGUAGAACCCAGACACCUAUACAGCAGGAGAUUGUCGACACGAGGCAGAGCAGUAGGUAUGCGCAUCGACACGCGCAGGUGAAAGUGCUCGACGACAACCGGAAUGUUGUGGUGCCUGUGCUCGUUCGCACGACAGCUCUUGCCAAGGGAUAUCGUAAUCACCAUCACCAUCCGCCCGCCAACAACAAUAACAAUAAUAAUAGUAAUAAUAAUAACAAUAAUAAUAAUAAUAAUAACAAUAAUAUUAAUAAUAAUAAUUGUAACAAUGCCCUCAAUAAUCGGCUAGUACAUGGUAAUACUGGCAAUGGGCCUCGUUAUAUUCAUGGGUACGACAGCUGUGAGAAAUCAGGACUUGUUGAUGACCCAGGCUCCUGUCAGUGUCGCUACUGUAAUCCCUCUGGUCUCAUAUGGGACGUUGAUCAGAACGGUUAUUCGCCCUUCUUGACACCCCCACCCAGCACAACUACCAGCACUGGGAACAACAAUGAAUUUGUCCAAUUUCCCCAGAUACCACUGUUCUUGUCACGAUCAAAUAUUGGUGGGGGUGGAGGAAACUGUCAUCAGGAACCGUCCGAAUUCUUCGACGUGGAAGACUCCCUGAGGAGCCACCAUCAUCAUCACCACCAUCACCAUCACCAUCCAAUUCCAGUUGGACCAACUCGUCACGAACGACUUGAACCUACUGGGGGUGCACUACUCAGACGAAGCUGGAGCGACCCAUCAAGCUACUUCAGCGAGCAAAUCUGUACACCCAGUCGUGAUGUCGGAGUAAUUGGUGAUCGAGGGCAGACUGCUGAGGCAGUUGGCAGAGGUAGGAGUUCUUGGCCCGGAAGUCCGUCCUACGUGUCAUUGGGAACAAAUGCCUCGGGACUCGGUGGUAGUCUCAGUGGUAAUCCAGUUACUGGACAGAGCCUUGAGGUGUCUACUGAAAUAGUGACCUCUCACAACGGGCAUCGUGAUCUUGAAAUUAAAUUCUUUUCAUCGUCGCCCAGUUCUAUUCAGCCGGAAGAAGAAAAAUCACCCUUUCCAGAGGACAACGAGGAUUUGAGUGAUAUUUGGAGUUAUCACGAGUUCAAGCUGCAGCAAGAUUUUCGUACUUUACUACAAGCAGAAGAGUGAAUAACGCCCGAAUUUUAAAAUAAGUCAAAGACAUUGAUUUUAAACGAUAAUAUAUAAUAAGAAAAAAAAAACUGCAACACGAAUUGUGUAUGUGUGUGAGAUUGUGUAUGAGAGAUUUAACGAGCGAAUGAGAGUAUAUAGAGUGUGUGAUGAAAGCGAGAUCGUUAUUGGAAUGAAAUUGGAAAGCCGUCGGAGCGUGGAACAAGUAGAAAAGCCGAGGUUGACUGGCAACGAGAGCGAACAAAAACAGGUGGACUCUCUUACACACAUAUCCAAACAUACAUUACAUACAUGCAUACAAUCAACCUACCCACUCUGAUGUAUAUGCGUAUAUGUUGCGUGCGUGCGUGCAUGCGUGCGAAAGCCGACUGCUGGCAGCAUAUUACUCAUGACAGCAGCGGUAACACCAGUAAACCUAAACCGUUAAACCUCUGCUCGUACUAUAUAACGAACAUACAAAUAUAUAAAUGUACGUACGGACGGACGAACGAACGAACAAACUAGUGUAGAGCGUAGUAGCAGUCUACCGACAGACAAGCACAGUACAGUAGUAAGCACCAACAACAAUAACAACAACAACAACAACAACAACAACUUGGGUUUGUAACGCGGUAGUUCAUCUAGGUCUACACGACGGGACUUGUCUCUCUAGCUCGUAGCUCGUCUGUCUGUCUGUCUGCCUGUCCGACUGUCUAUCCACCGUCAGACAUUCUAUGUACACGAUAUAGUCUACGCACGGGUGACAACCACCGAUGAAUAAACCACGAAACAAGACGAUCAUUUCUAACGGUUUACGUGGUAGUAAAUGUUAAACCAAUGUUAAAUUGAUGACGAGCGAAAUCACGACUGUAAUUGAUCCCUUCCUUGUGACCACCGAUUCUUCAUACUAUUUUUUCCAUACAUUUUAAUUUACCAUCAUGUCCGUGGAUUAAUGAAAUGUUGGCGUGAUCGAUAAGAUAAUAUUAUGUCCUACGUCACGUCGGUUGCGUGUGCAAAUUGAUCAAGGUGAGGAAGCGUCAGUUGCCGCCGCCUUGCCUCUCGUUUCUUCGUCAUCGUUAUUGUCAACGCAACUCAGUCAGCUCCUUCACCGUUCCCCAUCUAUCAUCAGCCUGGUACAUACUGAGAUGCCGAGUAUCGGUAGCACUAAAGCGGCAUUUACUUGUCUCCUCUUGCAACACAUACACACACAUACACACACACACACACAUACUUGGGAUGUUGAAGCUAAAACCGGCGUUUAAUUAACGCAUCGGACAUGUUGUUCGCGUGAUCGUCGUUAGUGUAACGUAGCAAUUAAUCGGCUACCAAGUCGUAGCUCUAGGCCUAUUGAGAGUCUUAAGCCUUAAAGGAAACACGAAUGGGUAUACCUACCUGGGUACAAAAAAAGACAAGUAUUACCACGUCCUAUGUGAUGAUAUGAGUUUAACAUCAGAAUAAUGACGCGCUGUCUGUAUUGAUAAUCUAUAGUUUAAAAGAUAUAACAUCAUGGAGCUCUGGUUAUUCCAUUCCUUUACAAUAUUUCUCGGUAGCUAAUUCAUUUCCGCUUGGGGCUCAUACACCGCGUUACACUUUCUUUUCAUGGACGAAAUUGAUUAUUCAUUAGCAGAGCCAAGGAAAAGAAAAAAAUGCUUAAAAAUAAAUAAAUAAUAAUUAUUAACGAUUUACAUUGACGCAGAUGUCAACCAAAGGGGCCGAUGACCUUUAUCGUAUUAUGUUAAAUAAUGGCACCGGCAUAACGUGGGUCGCUAAACUGUUAUAAUUCGCCCACGAAUGUACCUUUUUUUUUUUUUCUUAUUCAAUUUCCAUUCAUACAAAUGCAUAUACUCGUGUUUAAUAAGAUACUGGUAUCCAUAAAACCUUUUAUUUAAUAUUAAUCUGUUUGUUUACUUUAUUGAACUUGGUAACAAAAUAAAAUUUGUUUCCUUGGGAUCUUGGAUCUCUCCUUUCUCAAGGACAAUAAUCCAAUUGCCGUUGGUAUAACGAACUUAAUUUAUAGUCGUAUCGAGAAAUAGUUUCCACGCGAAUGGAUUUGUCGUAAACGAACGUAACCAAGUACAUCGAGACAGAGAUCUUGUCUGUCAAUUCGUUCAGUUGCAACGCUUGCGUGUCUCCAGGGUAUCCAUUAUCCUUUCUGUAUUCUUGCUGUACAUAUAACCACAUAUAAAUACAUAUACAUAUAUACAUAUAUACAUAAAUACAUAUGUACAACUGUCGAUCGAUUGGAUCAGUAGAUCCAUCGAUUGGCAGUAGUAAUCGAACGCAAUCUUCGAUAAAGUUGCUCACGGUCGCACCUACUCCCAGCUCCAUCUAAUUACAGUCGAGUAUUCGCCGCAGAUACUUUUUAAAAAGGUUAUGAAAUAAAAUACCGUCAUCAUAAAAUAUUUUUCGACAUUAUUUCCAUUAUCCAGCUCGCGAUACACACCAGUAAAGUCUGAUGAAAUCGAUUCCCACCGAGUUCUCGCUCCUUUUCUAACUCUUCGCUCUGUAUUAUAUAACAUAUAUAAAUAUGAAAACAUAUUAUUAUUAUUAUAAUUAUUAUAAAAUAUUUACCGUGUAGGUAUAUAAAGUAGUUUAAAUAAACGAUGUUAUUUGCUAGAUUAUUGAUGAGUACGCGUGUGAUUAUUAUUAUUAUUAUUAUUAUUGAGAGUGCGUGUGAAUGAUAUUUGUACUUUAUAAACAGACUGUGUUAUAUAUAUGAAAUCUUGACCAAGCUCGACUCAUUAAUUCGCUGUGCGAUCGUCGUCGCUUUGUCCUAUAAAUAUAAAUAUUAUACAUAUAUAUGUAUGUUGUUAUAAAUGGGCAAAUGAAGAUGUUAAUUGUAUCACUGGGAAAAAAAAGAAUUAAACAUAUAAAUUAUUUCAAGUAUCGGCUUGCAUGUAAUUUAAAAUUAAAUUAAAUUUUUUUUUUCACUGUCGCUUGUUAUAUUUUUUCAUUUUUUUCUCAGUGUUUAGAUUAAUUGUCACGUAAUUAAUACUGAUAACUAAAGAAUAAAUAAAUAAAAUAUAAUAUUGUGUAAUUUAAAUUAGGAAUGUGUGUAAAUAUUGUAAUAGCAAUUAGCUUCGGCGUAUUAAUAUUUCCACUGAAUAUUAAAAUAAAUUAUUUAGCUCGUUAUUUUUAUUUAUAAACAGAUUUAAUUGUCGCUUUUAAUUAAUUGGAAUGACGUUUUUGUUCAACUCAGUCACUGCUGAGAUGAAUAAAAAAAAAUAUAAUUAUAAUAAAUAUGAAAACAAGCGAUCACGCAGGAAAUCAGUGAAAGGCAAAAUUAAUCUUGAAAUCGUUAAUUUUAAAAAUUAUAAAAAUAUUUUUUUUCUCUCUUAAUGCCGAUAGGCGUGAACGGAAGGGGGACUUUAUUUUCGUUUAUUCGUUUUACUUUUUCGCUCACGGCAGAGCUACAACAACUCUCGAUGAUUAAUCACCUCGGCCCCCGUUGACGGCGGCCUUAGGCUAGAUUAUAUACUCUCCUUUUUAUCACUCGUACCAAAUAAUAAAACCCUCGGAUAAAUGUUUUUUUUACUGAAAAUUUCCAUACCUUUUUUUUUCUCACGCGUCUCCAAGUCUCUCUUUUAUAACCAUCACUUUCGUAAUGACUUCAUGAGCCUUUUUAUUGUAAAAAAAAUUAAGCAACAGUAUAAACUAGACUUAAUAUCUGAUAUCAACGCCACUACACGAGGUUGUUUAUAAAAAAAGUUUAAAAAAUCUAACACUUCUAAUAAGUGAUUUUAAAUUACGCAAAUUAUUUUUAAAAAAACUUUAGUCACGAGAAAUAAAUAAUGAUGAAAUUCUGAUGAAAGAAAAAAUAAUUUUUUUAUAAAUAAACUCGUAAAUUAAAAUGACAUUGACGGAAUCCAAGGCGUUGUCGUUGGAUCUUCAAUGCUACUGUCAUCAUCGUCAUAAUUAUUGUUUUAUUUAGUCAUUUUUAUUUGUAACAAUUGACCUCGAUUAUUGUUAAUGUCAUGUUAAAAAUAUAAAAUAGUGGCUUGUGUCGAUAAAACUCAUUAUCCCUUUGGAAAAAAAAAAAAAAAUGUUAUUUCUUUGUCGUAUAUUUAUUAUGUCUGCGGCGAGGCACUUUGCAAGUAUAAUUAUGAUUAAAUUAGCGGUAAACAAGGGCACUCGGGUUGAGAGAGACAGAAAAUAUUAAUCGGUAUUAUAAUAUAUUGUGGGAAAUAUUUAUAAAAUAUAAUUUUUUUGUUAAUUGUAAGCGUGUGUGUUGCCUUGACACUGAUUUUAUAAAUAAAAUAAAUAACCGAUUUAAAUAACGGUUGAUAAAAAUAAUAUUUAAGAUAUUGUGGAGGACCAUGAGCGAAUUCAGCGAUCACGGACUUCGAUCGUGGCCCAAUUUGUGUAAUUUAAAGUAAAAAUAUAAAUAAAAAUUCAUUUUUAAAAUCCAACUUACGGUUUUUUUGGUACUCUUAUUAAUUACUAUUAUUAUCAUUGUAAUUAUUAUUAUAGUUGUUAUUAUUAUUAAGAUGUGUGUAUGUUAGAGAGCGAGCAAGACUUGUCUUGGUGGAAUUAAAUCCUGAUUUUCAUCGAAGACGUUCGUGUUUUUUUACUUAUUUCAUGUUAGACUUUUCUCUCGCCAGUAUAAAAAAUAAAAAAAAACCAAGUACACUGAAAUAAAAUGCAUACUGUUUGUAUAAAACCUAA